AAGUCAGUCAUUAUUCGAAAUGACUCAGCAAGAAUAACGGGAAAAGGCAGCAUGACUCAGCAUAACUCCUGUGCUAAAUCAUGCCUACUGACCAACCCGCAUAUCACAGCCACAGUAAUCUGCUAGACCUGAGCUGAGUAACUUCUAUGGUUAUUGAGCUGUAAUGACGGAGAGGAAGGUGCAGGUCACAGUCCUCUUCUUUGCCGUGGCUCGUGACCUUGCGGGCAGGGAGCAGGCAACCUUAUCUCUGACGGCGGACACCAGGCCAGAGAGGCUUCUGUCAGAGAUUGCCCAAACCUUUGACGGCAUUGGGAGGAUAAGAGACAGUGUGGUCAUAUCCCUCAACCAGGAGUAUUGCGAGCCGGAUCAGCAGAUUUCCCUGUCUCCUGGUGAUGAACUGGCAGUCAUUCCGCCCAUAAGUGGAGGAUAAAAGAUAAAGGAAAAAAAAAAACGAAAAUACGAUGGACCACAUUAAGUUAACAGGAGAAGUGCUAUCAACUGGAGAGGUUGCAGAUGCAGUGACCGACCCAAGCUGUGGUGCCGUUAGCCUCUUUGUGGGAACAACACGGAAUAAUUUUCAGGGUCGACAGGUGGUGAGACUGGAGUACGAGGCGUAUGAGGAAAUGGCCGAGAAGGAAAUACUAACCAUUUGUAGGCUGGCCAGAGAGAAGUGGAAUAUCAAGCAUAUAGCUAUCUAUCAUAGAAUGGGUGUCGUUCCUGUAUCGGAAUCGAGUGUUAUAAUAGCAGUCAGUUCAACUCACCGAAGGGAAUCUUUAGAAGCAGCGUCUUUCUUGAUUGAUGAACUGAAGGCUCGAGUGCCCAUUUGGAAGAAGGAAAUGUAUGAUGAUGGAGGAGGGGACUGGAAGAAGAAUAAAGAGUGUGCGUGGAAUAAGGAGGAGGAGAAGGGGAAGAAUACGUAGGGAAAACUAUUGAAUGAAAGGAGAUUGUCUGAUUCUCUUCAAUGGAUUGUCAGAAUCAUGAUUAUUUUGCUAAUCAAUGACAGUUCUGUUUUGUUAAAUAUAAUUUAAAUAGAAUGACAUGUGUGUUUAAUAUUAAUGUUUAGUAAUAAUGUUUUUUGCUCUUUUUUUUCAAUGAAAUUAAUGUAAUUAUGUAAAGGAAUGUGUUAGUAUUGAUUUGAAUAAAUGAUAUGACAUGAAACU
Molecule: messenger RNA, 1160 nt
Organism: Penaeus monodon (black tiger shrimp)
Lineage: Eukaryota; Metazoa; Arthropoda; Malacostraca; Decapoda; Penaeidae
Product: molybdopterin synthase catalytic subunit-like
Exons: 5
Coding region: 462-920 (152 amino acids)
Biological process (GO): Mo-molybdopterin cofactor biosynthetic process
Cellular component (GO): cytosol
Molecular function (GO): molybdopterin synthase activity
Source: RefSeq, a predicted model, not a curated record